CGGCAGCCCUGCACAGAGCAGAUGUGCGCAGGGGAGGGAAAUGCUUUCGGCUGAACCCAAAAACUUUUGAGACAGCUCACCGCCCGCAAAUGAGUAAAUGAGGCCAAAAUGCCCAAGUCAGUUUCUCUUCAGCAGAGAGAUAAGGGUUUGAACAUGAGUACCCAGCCACACACUGUGACCAAAGUAGAGAUCCCUGGCUAUGUUCUUUAUGCUGUAGGAUCGUGUGUGCUCAUUAUUGGCUCCAUUGGCAUCAUUGGAAACCUCCUAGUCCUCUAUGCAUUUUACAGCAACAAGAAGCUGAGGACUCCCCAAAACUACUUUAUAAUGAAUUUAGCUGUGAGUGACUUCCUGAUGUCGGCUUCUCAGGCGCCCAUGUGCUUUGUCAACAGCUUGCACAGAGAAUGGAUACUUGGAGACAUAGGCUGUAACUUGUAUGCUUUCUGCGGGGCUCUCUUUGGGAUAACCUCCAUGAUGACUCUGCUGGCUAUCUCUGUUGACCGCUACCUGGUGAUCACAAAGCCCCUGCAGUCCAUCCAGUGGACUUCCAAGAGACGCACCGUGCAGGUCAUCGCUGCAGUGUGGCUCUACUCACUGGGAUGGAGCGUGGCUCCACUCCUCGGCUGGAGUUCCUAUGUGCCUGAGGGCUUGAUGAUAUCCUGUACAUGGGACUAUGUAACCUACUCCCCUGCAAACAGAAGCUACACCAUGAUCUUAUGCUGCUGUGUAUUUUUUAUCCCCCUGGUAAUAAUAUUCCACUGCUAUGUAUCGAUGUUCCUGGCCAUAAGGCGUACUGGCAGAGAUGUUCAAAAGCUGGGGUCCUGCAGCCGGAAAUCCUACCUCUCUCAGUCCAUGAAGAAUGAGUGGAAGCUGGCAAAAAUUGCUUUUGUGGUCAUCAUUGUGUUUGUCUUGUCCUGGUCUCCAUAUGCUUGUGUCACCUUGAUAGCCUGGGCAGGUCGAGGCAACAUCCUGACACCAUAUUCCAAAUCUGUGCCAGCAGUUAUUGCCAAAGCUUCUGCAAUCUACAACCCCAUCAUAUAUGCAAUAAUUCACCCAAGAUACAGAAAAACCAUCCACAAAGCUGUUCCCUGCUUGAGGUUCCUGAUACGAAUUUCGAAGAAUGACCUCCUGAGGGGAUCCAUAAAUGAGUCAUCACUCAGGACCUCUCUCUGCAGCCACCACUCUCUUGCUGGCAGGACCAAGAGCACUUGUGUUCCCUCCGUUUCUACUGGAGAAGCUACCUGGAGCAAUGUAGAGCUUGACCCUGUAGAGCCAGCUCAAGAGAAACUGAAGCCUCGCCGAAGUCAUUCUUUCUCCACAAGUCCGAGACAAGAGAAGAGAGACCCGCUCCCAAAGACGUGCAGCUGUGAUGCAGCCACUGCCGAAAAGGUUUCGCUUUCCUCCAGCUGUUUGGAGAAGGUGUUUGGGCAGCCUGUCCUACCCAGUUCCUCUGCAGCACUCGUUACCAGCUCCCAGAGAGCAACUUCUCUGCCUAUCAGAUUGAAUAGCAGCAAUGUCACCAGAGGAGACUCGAGCACUUCCCAUAUGGCAACUCAAGGAAGUCAAGCAAAUGGAGUUGUGGAUUCUGUCAUUAGAAAUGCAGUCCCUCGCAUCAUCAUCAUUCCUACCUCAGAGACCAAUCUGUUUCAGGAAGAACUGGAAGAGACUGAAUUAUUCCACUUUCAUGACAAAAAGGGCAAUCUGCUGGACUUGGAAGGGCUUAGCUCAUCCAUGGAGUUCCUUGAAGCUGUUGAGAAAUUUCUAUCGUAAGUUUGUCAAAAGAAAACUUUCCGGCAAUUAUUUUCUUGGCAUCUUCUCCACUUAAUUAUACCAAAUAACUGAAGCCUUGUAGGUUAGAUCAUCAGAUUUUUUUUGUAUGUUUAUAUGGUAGUCACUAGGCAGCCUUCAGAUUUAUCUUUGUCCAAACCAGCUCAGGCAUGGAAACAGGCUUUCUUUCAGAUUGUGCUGCAGGAAAUGAGCAGUGGAAGAUCUGGCAGCACGAUCAAGUGGCAUUGGUCAAGGAGGACGCCUGAUUUGUUGCCACUGAUGGGGGUGCCAGCAGAAGGGAAAAGCACUGACCGAGAGCAGGGUCAGCUGCUGAAUGCUUCUGCUAUCUGCACACGGAACAGCCUUUCUGUUUUGGCAGCUCUGCUCUGGACAGGGAUGGGAAGCACUGCAAGACUGCAACUUCCACCAGCCCCAGCAGUAAGGCAGAUGGCUACAUGACCUCAGCUUCAGUUUUAUCAAAUAAUUCUCAGCAUUGUUUUUGCUGUGUUUUAGUUUUUAAAUAGGAUGCUUGCUAAACAUAAAGAAAGAAACUGGUGGAUUUUCACUGGGAAGUGACUGCUUCCCAGCUUCUACUCCUCUGAAGUUUAGUGGUAGAAAUCUGGAUUUUACCUCACCAUUAGCAUGGUCACCUAAAUGUCAAAAUGUAAGGUGCUAUAUGCUAAAACAUACACUACUGUAGCAGCAUUCAGAGUACCUUCAGAGUUACAGUCCUGAUUAAAUAUAUAUGUAUCCUAAUGAGCCUAUGAUUGAAAGGGUGAAUGGUCACAGCUGGCUUGACAAGUCAUUGACAAAAAUAAAGCCUUGGCUGCUGUAUAUCACUUGUCUGUUCAGAGGAGGUUCUUCUCAUCUCCUCUAAAACAAACCAGCAGAUGUCUUUCACGGGUCACUUACCAGAGGCCUUCAGAAUGGGUAAAACAUUAUCUUGGGAAGAGAACCACACUGUACUGUGGUGUUUGCUACAGGAUCUGCUUACAUCAUUAUCUAUGGUUACUAAAUGUGCUCAUUUUAUCUGUGCUUCACAUUAUGGCUCAGGCUCACAGGACUCUCUUAGCAUUUUAUUCCUAACUGCACUCUUCCUUUUUUUUUUACUCAUUUUCCCAUUUCUCCACGUCUUCCCUUUCAGUCUCUGAUUUUCAAACAUAGACAACAAGUUGAACAAGUUGUACCACAUUGUUCUUCACAUAAUAUCAAUAUAUACUAGUAGAAAUCAGGUGUUCCUCUGGCUAUAAUAGCGCAAAUAUUUGGUCCAGGGAGACUAAUAGCAUUCAAACAUUCUAACUAGAGAGUGAAAGUUUAUGUUCAUAGUCUCAGUUUAUUUCCUUGGCUGUAUCCUAGAUUGUGCGGAGACCAAUGAGAUAAUUUCCACGUUUUGUGUAUUUCACUGGCUGAUCUCGGGAAGUAAUUUCUCUUUGCCUGGUUUCCUGAUGCAAAAACCAGAUGGGAAAUGUAGAAGUGUUUUUAAUUACCUUUUUCGUUACAAAAAAAGGCAACACAAAUCUUGUUUGCAACAAGCUAGACAGGAAGAUCGCUAAAGAACAAAUUAAAACCCAGAGCAAUACAGGAGAGAGAAGAAUGCCUCCAAACUUGCACACCUGAGGCUCUGCAAGGUGCCAGACCCUUGAGAGGACUGAGAUGCUUGCAUUUGAUAUAGACUGUACAAUUUUUAGAAAAAUUAAAAAAAAAAGUCACUGGUGGGUUACAGCUGUGACAGGCUGCCUAAUGCAGUGCUGACACUCUUAAUGCUGCUAUUAUUUGAGGUGCUCUGCUGACUGGAGACCCUCAUAGUUCUCACUGUGGAAAGCAGGGAGGAAAGGGGGAGUGGAGCCCCAUCAUGCCUGUGGCUGCCUGUGUGUAGCCCUGGUUUGUGGUGCUGGAGGACCAAGGCUCAGCUGGGGCAGCACCACGCUGUGAUUCCUGCAGCCAGGGUGCCAAACCCUGUGCCCACUGAGUGCCGAGGUUUCUGUUGGGGCCAGGAAUCUGCCAAGGUCAUCUACAAUGAGCUCAGCAAUUCCAAGGGGAAUUCCUCCAUUUGAGGACUGGUACAGUGAGCAGACAACUGUUGGGGACAGGGACGUGCUCACUUGCAGUUCCACAGUGCCAGGUUUUCAUCCACUGCAUAGUUUUGGCCACAACGAGUAAUCAAAUGUUAAUUAUGUAUUAUGUUCAUGGGAAAUGGGGCAGGCUUAGUCCUAGUCUAAACAUACUGUCCAACCCUUUUGGAUUCUUGUCUUUUUUUUUUUCCUGAACCUGCCCUCUGAUUUUUUUUUCUACACCAACUGUGCAGUCAGUGACCUUACUUCUUGCAUUUAAUAUGCUCAGUUGCUGUAUUUGUUUCCUUCUUGAGCCAGAUGUUAGGAAGCAAGUGUUCUUUCAAGGCUUCCAAGCCUUAGACCUGACUUUUACUAUUGUAGUUACUCCAAACAACUAUAGAAAAUGCAUUUGGUGUUCCAUGUUAUAAAAACAUGUUUUGGAGUAGAUUUUGCACUCAGAUUAUGACAGACUUAUACUGGGAAGGCUGUAGGCAGGAUGAAGAAUGGAAGACCUGAAGUUAUAAUCAACAGAUUCCUCUGUAUCUGAAGUUCUGCCUACAAGAAGGCUCUCCAGUAAUCUCUUGUAUGUGUUUGGUGCUAUUACUGUGCAGGUACUGUGAGCGUGUCUCAGAAAAUUAACAGGCUUGAGGUAUGUGCAAACAAUGUUUCAUUUUUAUGCUGUUAGUGUCCUACACUGUUAGUACCAUUGCUUUGGAAGCUACUAUCAAGAUUACUGCUUAUUUAAACUGAUCCAGGCUAAAAUAUCAAAUGGUACAACGGUAGAGAGAUAAAACAUGAAGUUGUAUGAAAUACCAAAUAGACUUACUGCAGUCACUGUGACACUUCUGCAGAAACAUCAGUAAUAGAGUAAAUUAGUCUCACAUUGAGUACCACAAUGCAGGAGAAUUUUGCAAGCUUCUCUGUUGCCACGUUAGAAUAGAUGGCACAUAAAAAUGUACUAAUUAAUGUUGCUUAAGAUUUCACAAAGGAAUGUAUCAGUUCACUCAAAUUGAAUAAAAAAUUCUUAGCAGUUAAA
This is a messenger RNA of Catharus ustulatus (Swainson's thrush), 4851 nucleotides long. Its product is annotated as melanopsin-like. Gene Ontology annotation, cellular component: membrane. Gene Ontology annotation, molecular function: G protein-coupled receptor activity. The coding region runs from base 109 to 1767 and encodes 552 amino acids. The transcript is spliced from 11 exons. Lineage: Eukaryota; Metazoa; Chordata; Aves; Passeriformes; Turdidae. Gene Ontology annotation, biological process: G protein-coupled receptor signaling pathway; visual perception. The record is from RefSeq and is a predicted model, not a curated record.